Molecule: messenger RNA, 790 nt
Organism: Chenopodium quinoa (quinoa)
Lineage: Eukaryota; Viridiplantae; Streptophyta; Magnoliopsida; Caryophyllales; Amaranthaceae
Product: succinate dehydrogenase assembly factor 1, mitochondrial
Exons: 2
Coding region: 267-557 (96 amino acids)
Biological process (GO): mitochondrial respiratory chain complex II assembly
Cellular component (GO): mitochondrion
Source: RefSeq, a predicted model, not a curated record
AUUUGUCAAAUUAGAAAGAAAGAAAAAAAUCUAAGUUGAAUUCAUUUUCUCUUUGGUCGACUCGAGACUCGACUCGUUCCAUUGGAGUUGGCCUGGCUUAAUAAUACCCGUAUAAUCGAGUGGCCAUUAAUACAACUUUACGAAUCGGAAUUCUUUGUAUUGCAAUUCUUCCAGAAAUCUGCUCACCUUCUAUCUUGUUUAUGGCCACUUUUCAGCAUUUUUUUGAGCUGGACUAAAGCAAUAUAACAUCAAUUUUGGCUUAUGCUAUGGGAAGCACUGGUGGACAAAAGCUUUCAGGAUUGCAGAAGCAUGUCCUGAAUCUUUACAGAGGUUUUCUGCGAGCAGCCCGUACCAAACCACCUGAAGGUCGUCGUCAGGUUGAAUUGAUUGUAUCUGAAGAGUUUCGCCGCAAUUCCAAGCAAAUUGAUCGCAAGAAUUUUGUUUACAUAGAAUACUUGCUUCGACGUGGUAAAAAACAACUUGAUCAGAUCAAGAAUAGUGAUAUUGUCAGCUUGUCAUCCAUGAAGGUUGGUGGGGCUGAGAAUAAAGAUACGUAGGUCAGCAGCCGAUGCCAUCAGUUAUGGUAGGAAGCUAGUUGAGUACAAUAAGUUCUGUGACAUCUUGAUAAAUUUUCUCAUAAUCGAGCAUUUGUCUCUGACAAAGAAUCUUAUUGUAAUUUAAGAAAGCAGGAAUGGUUUCUAUGUCAAUAGGAAAUCCUAUAAAAUUUGUGUGCACCAGUUCUUGCAUCAAUAUGGGUGGCUAGACAGAGCAAUUGGGAGGAUUCCUGUCA